Molecule: messenger RNA, 2685 nt
Organism: Postia placenta MAD-698-R-SB12
Lineage: Eukaryota; Fungi; Basidiomycota; Agaricomycetes; Polyporales; Adustoporiaceae
Exons: 4
Coding region: 1-2685 (894 amino acids)
Cellular component (GO): nucleus
Molecular function (GO): histone binding
Source: RefSeq, a predicted model, not a curated record
AUGGGCGAUGGCGACGGUAUCAAAGACAGCGAGGAACGGCCCCCUCGUCUUGCACUCAUAACGCCCUCGCUUUCUCCUCCGGGCUCGCGUAUCGCACCGGCCACAAAAUCUCGCAAUGUUGCAAACAGGGCGCCCCCGGCGAAGCGCCCUCGGCUUGCGUCCACUCCCUCCAGUUCCAUCUCGCUACCAAGCUCGUCGGCUUCUGAGACGCCAUAUCACAUCCGUGAAAGCAUCAAGGCCUCUUCAUUACGCCUCCUAGACUUCUGGGCUCAGCUUGGUGAACGAUAUGACCGGCCGCUCGACGAAGAUGAUAUUAUUGACCUGCGGGACGGCACCAUUGUCAAAGACCGCGGCGUUCUCCGCGGGUCGCCCACGAAAUAUGAGAUGGGAUACUUUGCAGGGGAUGAGCCAUCUUCGGACGCCAAUGACGCGAGUAGCGACGGGGGUGGGCUACAUACUGAAGGUGAGGAUGAGGAUGUGGAUGACCUUGACUUGUUCGCGCCGGAGGCGAACAUCUCGGACGAGCUCAAACUGGAGAGAGAGAAACUGCAGGCACGCCGCGAAAUCCCAAUGGAUCCCGCCGACGAAGAGGAUUUUCGAGAAUUUAUGGAGGCCGAGAGGCGAAGGAGAGAGUUGCAUGGCGAUGCUGACGAAGACGACGAUCUGGAAGAGUCACAGGUCUAUCAUCAAAUCUCUCCUCACUCAAAAAAUCCUAUUGCAGCCUUUACGCGGGAUGAUAUUUCCCGAGAACGCGUCCGCUUGGAAAGGCCAUUACCGCGUGCCACAGAGGUGGCAAACGACGAUCCUGAAUACGAGCCCAAAUUUGUCUCAAACCCGCGACGGUCCCUUGCUCAGUAUGACGACCUCUCCGAUGACGAGCUUGCAUCAUGGGACAUUGACUACACUACCCCGGUGAAACGACAACCAGUAACUCCCAAAGCUGCCCCAAAGCUGGGCGUUAUUGACCUCACGGGUUCGCCAUCAUCCUCGCCCCCUCGGCCACCCAUAAGACGCGGGAGGUCACAGUCAAGGGCUCCUCCGCAAAAGGCUCGGUCGGCACGGCAAGCGCAUUCGAAGUCAACGCCAGAUACCUCAAAGACGCCUGCGCGACAGAAGUCUAGUAUGCCUCCUCCGCCCCUUCCUCUAAGUCCUGUGCGACAGCUCUUUACUCCUCCUUUAUCCUCCUCGUCUGUCACUGCGAGCACCCCUGACCUCUCACAAGCUUCCGAACCGCCGUUAUCAUCUCCUUCUCCUUCACCACCUCCGCGGCCAAAGCCCAGACCGCGAUACAAAGGCGCAAUUGCGAAGACUGGUCGUAAGCCUGGGAGCAGCUCUCAAUGUGCCAGUAGUCCUAUUUCCCACGCGAUUGCUUCAUCAACCGAUGCAGAAGAACAGGCUGGGUCUUCAAGACUGAAGCGGAAACCCUCUAAACACUCCCUGAUUCCCGAAGUUCUGAUUACGCGCAGAUCACAGAGUGCUAUGCCGAUGAGAGCAUUGGUAGAGCACGAGGCCAGCUCUGCUAUGGAAGCUCGGGACCACCAUGUGGAUAACGAUGGCACAGCCGCCGACUUGAGUGUCCCACACAGAGAUAAAGGCAAAAAGCGACAAGUCUCUGUACGCCCAGAUGUUCCUCACAAUGAACCAGAAGACCCCAGUUUAAAGCAGAGCAAUUCGAGUUCAAGAUUACCUUCGGAUGACGAAGACGAUUUCCUUGUGCCUCCGUCGAUGCCGCCGCGGAGUCGAAAGCGCAAACGCAUUGUCUCAUCAUCGUCUUCAUCAGGCCGAUCCGAGCAAAGAGGAUCAAGCCCAAACUCGCCCUCGGAUGUUCCAAUUCGAAGUCGUCGAAGCACUCGAGAGGCCGGUCCGUCUUCCACUCAGCGCGCAUCCGACAAAGCUCCGGAACGCAAGCCCGCGUCGCCUCAGCUGAGGUCGGACGACGAAAGUGUGAGUUUCGUCACACAGACGGCGGUCGGAAACGGGGUACCUCUCGGCCCACCCGCGCCCGAUCUCGUACCCCUCGUAUACCCUCGUCGGACCCCACAUCAUUGCCCUAUUCUUCCCGCCACCAAGAACACCGCGCUGCUUAUUACCCUCCUCACCCUCCGAGUGAUCCUCAGAUCGAACAGAUUGCACGUGUCGUCAUGUCUUACAUCGCCAGUGCUGCUGUCGGCGGGCAUGGUCCGGCGCCAGGGUAUUCAUAUCCAUCCCCGUUCUAUAUGCCGGGUCCGCAGUGGCCCCCUUGGACGCCGACUAGAAACAGGCCUCCUGAAUCUCGCUGGGAACAUUACCGCCCUCUUCUCCUCCGAACUCGUCCUCGUCCCCCAUACCGAUGCCGCGAGCGAGUUCCCUCGCGAGGGGGAGGAUGAAGACGAAGAUGCUGGACACGCACAAGACGCGCCACUAUCAUCGCGGGCGAGUCGUAGUGAAAUACCGGCGAAUCGCUUCAGGAGGCUGGGCGCUCGGGCCACAAGCGUAAAUGCAGAGGUGGCCACACUGAGCGAAGCGCCGAAGAAGUCCGACAAAGGGAAGGGGAAGGCACUCGUGGAUCCUGCGAGUGACCCAGACGACUCUGAAGAAGAUGCCCCUUUGGCACGUCGGGGGAGACGACACGAAAGAGGUUGCACUCCAGGCCCUCCGUCACAUCGCGAGAGGCUUGCGCGUGCGAGUGCGAAGAAGGCUGCGUGA